This is a messenger RNA of Stegastes partitus (bicolor damselfish), 1617 nucleotides long. Its product is annotated as tyrosine-protein kinase Tec-like. Gene Ontology annotation, biological process: protein phosphorylation. Bases 1 to 1488 code for a protein of 495 amino acids. NCBI's taxonomy places the organism in Eukaryota, Metazoa, Chordata, Actinopteri, Pomacentridae. Gene Ontology annotation, molecular function: protein binding; protein tyrosine kinase activity; ATP binding. The record is from RefSeq and is a predicted model, not a curated record. The transcript is spliced from 13 exons.
AUGUCGGUUCACCACAAACCACCAGAAGAGUUCAUGGCUCCUUCUGGCAUCGGCCCUGAACUCGCGCUGCAGGGAUCGCGCUCGCAAAGCAUUCUGGGACGCCUGCUGCCGGCGCGACGCCCACCUUUAAAUGGCAACGCAGGCGCGUGUCGCUGUCGAACUCGGCGCAGGAAGAAACUGGUAGUUGUGUUGCUUCGUCGGGGCUUUGACGUGUUGCGUUUGCAGGGCGAGGAGUACGUCAUCCUCCACAAGCAGGACCAGCUGUGGUGGCGAGCGCAGGACAAACACGGGAACAAAGGCUUCAUCCCCAGCAACUACGUGACGGAGAAAAACCGGAUCGAGGCCAACUCGUGGUACUGCAAGAACAUCACCAGGACAGAAGCUGAGCAGCUGCUGAGACAAGAGGACAGAGAGGGCGGCUUCGUGGUGCGAGAGUCCAGUCAGAAGGGCGUCUACACCGUCUCCGUCUACACCAAAACCUUGAGCGCUACCGGAGACAUCAGACAUUACCAGAUCAAGAUCACCGACACCGGACAGUUCUUCUUGGCCGAGAAAUACACCUUCGGCUCCAUCCCCGACGUCAUCCGCUACCACGAGCACAACGCAGCAGGUUUGGUGACGAGGCUUCGCUACGCCGUGGGACCGAUGGGUCGGUGUGUCCCGGCCACCGCAGGAUUCAGCUUCGAGAAGUGGGAGAUCAACCCCAGCGAGCUGACCGUCAUGAAGGAGCUGGGCAGCGGCCAGUUCGGCCUGGUGAGGCUCGGGAAGUGGAGGGCUCAGCACAAGGUGGCCAUCAAGGCCAUCAGGGAGGGAGCCAUGUACGAGGAGGACUUCAUCGAGGAGGCCAAAGUCAUGAUGAAGCUCUGCCACCCCAAGCUGGUGCAGCUGUACGGCGUCUGCCUGCAGCAGCGCCCCCUGCUGAUCGUGGCCGAGUUCAUGGAGAACGGCUGCCUGCUCAACUUCCUGCGGCAGAAGGGCGGCGCUCUGAGGGAGGCGUGGCUGCUGUCCAUGUGCCAGGACGUGUGCGAGGGGAUGGAGUACCUGGAGGCCCACAGCUUCCUCCACCGAGACCUGGCUGCCAGGAACUGUCUGGUCAGUGAACACAACGUGGUGAAGGUCAGCGACUUUGGAAUGACCAGAUACGUUCUGGACAACCAGUACACCAGUUCCAACGGCGCCAAGUUCCCAGUGAAGUGGUCUCCUCCGGAAGUUCUCCACUACAGCAAAUACAGCAGCAAGUCCGACGUCUGGUCCUUCGGCGUGGUGAUGUGGGAGAUCUACUCGGAGGGUCGGACUCCGUUUGAGAACCGAUCCAACCUGGAGGUGGUCAACGACAUCACCAGGGGCGUCCGGCUGUACCGGCCGCAUCGAGCCUCCCAGUCGCUCUACGCCAUCAUGUACCGCUGCUGGCACGAGAAGCCUCUGGGCCGGCCGACGUUCUCUGAGCUCCUGGAGCAAAUCAGAAAACUGGCAGAAAAUCCAGAUUGACACACACACACACACACACACACACACAUAUUAAUAUAUUGCUGAGCUUCAGACUGUUCUAUCCUGAUACUAUGAAUGUACACAAGCUGUAUUUUGUCACUGUAAAUAAAUAUUUUUUAAUAAAAUCUA